This is a messenger RNA of Cajanus cajan (pigeon pea), 2185 nucleotides long. RefSeq lists its product as uncharacterized. Gene Ontology annotation, molecular function: nucleic acid binding; zinc ion binding. The record is from RefSeq and is a predicted model, not a curated record. Lineage: Eukaryota; Viridiplantae; Streptophyta; Magnoliopsida; Fabales; Fabaceae.
UAAAAUGUGAGCUUGGCCGAUCCAAUGUAAUGAGAAGUUGAACACAGUGGAAUACCUAAUAGGGUGGGGCGGCAAGAGAAGAGAGAUGUUGAGGCGGCGCCCGUGACCUCUCAUCCCUACACAGUACAUAGCAAAAUCUCUCUUUUUCCAGCCAUGAAUUCUUCUUCCUCCGACCCAUCUCAAACUCCAUCGUUCGAUCAAUCAUCAUCACAUUCACAGCCCCAUAAUGCCUAUAAUUAUGAACACUACAACCAACCCCAAUUCCAACAACACCCUCAUUCUGCUGGACCCUCACACCUCCAGCCUGCGCCGGUUGCCGUUUCGCACAACCCUGUGGCAGUGGCAGUGGUAGCCGGGGCUCUCGCGCAGCUUGUUGGGAACGUUGAUCGGGUGCCAAUGGAACCGAUUGGGCCAUCUCAGUUCAGAGGUAGAGGUCACAGGGGUGGUAGACCAUUUAGAGGCUUUGGGCGUGGUCGUUUCAGUCACCACCGUGGUAGGGGACGUGGAAGGGGUGGUGAUGGUAGACAGUUUUCAUCUCAUUCUUCUGAAUCCACCAUUGCGAAUAGUUCAGAUGCGCCUGCUGCUGAUGGAGUCACUUCAGUCUCUGGGCAAUCAUUUUUACAUAAUCCAGCACAAGUGCCAUCUUCACCAUUGCAGGCACCACAAUGUAAGUUAUGGUGUGAAAUUUGUAAGGCCGAGUGUAAUACUCCAGAAAUAAUGGAACAGCAUAAGAAUGGAAAGCGGCAUAGGAAGAAUUUGCUUGUGCAUGAAGAAGUACAGAGACGCAAAGCUCUAAAUGGACAACUGAGUGGAAAUAUUUCUACCUCUCAAUCAAAUUUAACAAUCCAACCCGAGGAAGUUCAGGAAUCUGAGAAGAAAGGAUUACCAGAAGAUAAUAUGGGUUCUGAAGCCACAUCUGAUAAUCACAAUAAUGAAACUGAGCUUCAGAAUAAUGUUGCAGCAGGGGUGUCUGAAGAGCCUCAGCAGGAACCUAAAGCAGAUGAGCCUGCCAUACACGGUCAUGGAUUCAAGCGUAAGAUGAGAGGAGGCAGAGGAGGUAAAUACAUGAGGAUUGAUGAUGGGUCAAGAAAACCUUUGGAACCUCCAAAGCCUAAGCAGGUCACGUCUUUCAUAUGUGAGUUGUGCAAUGUUAAAUGUGAUUCACAGGUUGUCUACAAUAGUCAUUUGAUAGGGAAAAAACACUUGUCAAAUUUCAAGCGUGUCUAUGGUCACCAAGCUAUGAAUCGAGAAGCAGGGAUCCAACCACACCCUCCUGUGAUCAAUACUCUAUCAAAUGCUAAUAAUUUUCCAGUCCAACAAGGUACUAGUGUUCCAACAGGUGUUAAUGAAUUUCUGGCUCAGUUCUUGAUGAAUGUGCUAUCCAAUAUUCAAGUACCAGCAACGGCACCACUGUCAGGUCCUGCAGCUGCUCAGAUACAAGUGCCAAUAUUGAUGGCUGGAUCAAGUCAUGAACCGACCUCUCAAAAUUCUUCACAGACACAAGUCUCAGAUUCCUUAGCACAUUUUAAUAGUUCUACUGGGGAAACAAAAGUUAAGAUGUCAUCUGUUGCACUACAGCUGGAUGAGACUGCAUGUUCAAGUAAUAACAAAGUUCAGAUUUCAUCUGUCGCUCUGCAGCUGGGUGUGACUGCAGGUUCAAGUAAUAAUGUUAACACUGAAACUGCAGAUGGAGGACCUUCAAAGGAAGAAACGACAAUUUCCCAGGAUAGUUCAGUUAUGACACCAGCAGAAAACCCAGUUGCAGCAAAUAAACAAGUACCUUCAUAAUGGGAAGCUCCAACAUCAUAGACAUUUAGCAAGGCUAAAGAAACUGUGAUCAUUUUCUUUUCUCUUCCAUGAUUUCAUUUUUCAUACUUUCACGUGAUUACAAGUUUAUAUUUUAGCACUGUUUGAACUAACAUAGACGGGGUUCACACACCUAGGCUUUAUAACAUGAUCUUUAAGUUAAAAUGUUAAGGUCAUGUCUACUUUGUAUUAAAAAUUGUCCUUAAUUUGUACAUGCCAGAAAUGCUCUAUGAUUUGCUGUUGAUGAUGUAAGGGUACAUGCCAGAAAUUUAAUGCUGUGCUGCAACUCCUUUGAUGCAGCUGCUGCAACAUUGUAUCUAUCUAUCAUUGAUCUAAUGUGGCUGAUUAAAGUUGGAUUAAAUGCGAGGAUUGACGCAAA